CCACGGAGACCCACCCCCGCGCCGAAGCAUCAUGCUGGUCAUGGAGGAUGAUCUUCUCGUCGCGCGUCCCUUCAUAAGGGGCGGCCAUAUACUUGCCACCGUCUCGCAAGACAGCAAGGAACAGCAAGCAAGCCAGACAUGAAGACCACACCGCUAUCGCUGCUACUCGUCGUCGCUGCAACGCUGGCUGCGGCACCCGCCGCGCUCGGCCGCAGCAUCAACAUCACCGGCAACGGCGGCUGGGAGGCGGCCCUCGCGCGCGCCAGGCACGCCGUCGCCCAGCUCGACCUCGCGGAAAAGGUCAACCUGACCACGGGCAUUGGCUCCGUCGGCCGCUGCGAGGGCACGCUGGGCCGCGUCGACAAGCUCGGCAUCCCCGAGCUAUGCUUCCAGGACGGGCCGACGGGCGUGCGCGCCAGCGACUUUGUCACCGUCUUUCCCGCCGGCGUCACCACCGCCGCCACAUUCAACCGGGACCUGUUUGAGGCGCGCGCCGAGGCCAUGGCUGCCGAGUUUCGUGCUAAGGGCAUCCACGUGCUCCUGGGCCCCGUCACCGGCGGGCCCCUCGGCCGGUCGCCGUACCAGGGCCGCAACUGGGAGGGCUUUGGUGCCGACCCGUUCCUCGUGGGCGAGGCCGCCUAUCGCUCGGUGCGCGGCAUCCAGUCGCAGGGCGUCAUUGCCACCGCCAAGCACUUUCUCGUCUACGAGCAGGAGACGUUCCGCCAGCUGUACGCCGCCGACGACCCCUGGACGCUGAACCCGGAGAACAACACCGUCAACACCUACUCGGCCAACGUCGACGACCGUACGAUGCACGACCUCUACCUGCGCCCGUUCCAGAAUGCGGUGCGCGCCGGAGCGGGCUGCAUCAUGUGCGUCUACAACCAGAUCAAUGGCACCCAGGGCUGCGAGGCGCCCGCCGUGAUUGGCGGCCUGCUCAAGGACGAGCUCGACUUCCAGGGCUUUGUCGUCUCUGACUGGUCCGCCGUCUUCAACACGACGCCCGCCGUCAAUGCGGGUGUCGACGUCAUCAUGCCCGGCGGCGCCACCACGGGCGGCUACCGCAACCAGGUGGGCGGGCCUGCGCUGCUCGAGGCUGUGCGCGACGGCCAAGUGGACGAGGCGCGCGUCGACGACAUGGUCACCCGCUUCCUCACCCAGUACUACCUCCGCAACCAGGACAAGGACUACCCUGCGGUGAACUACAAGGACGGGUACAUGGGCACGUACCUCAACGGCACCCGCGUCAACGAGCACCGCAACGUGCAGGCGAACCACGCGGCCGUGGCGCGCGACAUCAACGAGGAGGCCAUCACGGUGGUGUUUAACCACAAGCGCGCGCUCCCGCUGAGCAAGCGCAGCAAGGUCGCCAUCUUUGGCUCCGACGCGGCCACGAACCCGUACGGCAUCAACGGCUGCGAGGCCUGGAUUGGCGCCGGCUCGAACCUGUGCCCGGGCAACCGCACCACCAACGGCACCAACGCCAUGGGCUGGGGCUCCGGCGCGGGCUACUUCCCCUACCUCAUCGACCCCGCUGCCGGUCUGCAGGAGCACGUGCGCGCCGUCGGCUCCUUUGAGACCAACUUCAACGACUACGACCUGACGGGCGAGAACCUGGCGCAGAUUGAGCGCUUUGCCCAGAUCUCCGACGUCGCCCUCGUCUUUGUCCAGGCGCGCUCGGGCGAGGACUCGGACCGGACGUCGCUUGCGCUCGAGGCCAACGGCGACGAGCUCAUCGCACGUGUCGCCGCGCAGAACAACAACACCAUCGUCGUCGCCCACAUCGUCGGGCCGACGUACCUGGACGCCGUCUUUGACAACGAAAACGUCUCAGCCCUCGUCCUGCCCCAUCUCCCCGGCCAGGAGUCGGGCAACACGCUGGCGAGGGUGCUGUACGGCGACGUGAACCCGUCGGGUAAAGUGCCGUACAGCAUCCUGCGCAGGGACGAUGCGUCGCACUACCCCAACAUCACGCGCCAGAGCGCCGCCGACGGCACCAUUCCCGUCGAUUUCACCGAGGGCGUCUUUGUCGACUACCGCAAGUUUGACCGCGACGGCGUCACGCCCCUCGUCCACUUUGGCCACGGCGUCUCGUACACGACGUUUGACUUUGGCGCCACGUCGGCCCAGGCGGCCCCGGCCGGCGACUACUACCCCACCGAGGUGCCGUCGUCGUCAAAUAAAAAGGCGCCGGGUGGGCCCAACUCGCUGUGGGAGUACGUGGCGACAGUCGAGAGCAGCGUGUCCAACACGGGCAGCCGCGACGGCAAGGAGGUCGCCCAGCUCUAUCUCUCGUUCCCCGACUCGGUCAAGGGCGUGCCCAAGAAGCAGUUGGCCGGCUUCGAAAAGGUGCACGUGGCCAAGGGCCAGACGGAAAAGGUCGCCUUCCAGCUGACGAGGCGCGACUUUGCCAUCUGGUCCGUCGAGAAGCAGGAGUACGUGGUGCCCGACGGCGAGUACACGGUCCGCGUCGGCGCCAGCGCAGACGACGACCAGCUGCGCUCCUCGGCGAAGCUCACGAUGAAAGACGGGCGUGUGUCCUCAUGAAGCCAAGUGCGCCUCUUCGGUACUUGAAGAAGAAAAAGAGCAUGUCACCCGUCUUGAACAGUAACUGCAC
Molecule: messenger RNA, 2617 nt
Organism: Acaromyces ingoldii
Lineage: Eukaryota; Fungi; Basidiomycota; Exobasidiomycetes; Exobasidiales; Cryptobasidiaceae
Exons: 1
Coding region: 139-2547 (802 amino acids)
Biological process (GO): glucan catabolic process
Molecular function (GO): beta-glucosidase activity
Source: RefSeq, a predicted model, not a curated record